AGAAAGGGUAGAAGCUGGGUUGCUUUCUGGUUCUAGAGAGAGAGAGAGAGAGAGAGACAGAGUGGGAUAAAGAGGGGAGAAAGAAGAGAAGAUAAAACUUCUCUUCGUCCCUUCCCAGAUGGUAAAACAAACAAAGGAAGAAAGAUAGAAAGAUUCAAAGGAGCCCUAUUUGUUGAUCUUCGUUUCUUGAAUUUUCAGAACCUCGACUGUAAAUAAAGAAAGCAAGAAAGAUAUAUAUACACACACGUAUAUACAGAGAGAGAGAGAGAGAAUUGGCUGGUUUACAGAAAAUGGUGGCGGGGAAUGAGGCGGAGCCGCCCAAUUGGAUGGCGAACUUUCACCGGGAUCUGCUGGCGGGGGCGGCGAUGGGCGGCCUGGUGCACACAAUCGUGGCCCCAAUUGAGAGGGCGAAAUUGCUUCUUCAGACGCAGGAGAGCAACGCCGCCAUUGUUGGGGGGUCUCACCGGAGGUUCAAGGGCAUGCUGGAUUGUAUCGUCCGUACGGUCAAGGAAGAAGGCGUUCUCUCUCUGUGGAGAGGCAAUGGUAGUAGUGUUCUUCGCUAUUACCCCUCCGUGGCUCUCAAUUUCUCCCUCAAGGAUCUUUAUAAGAAUAUCUUACGCAGUGGCAACUUUCAAGGGAGUCAUUUUGUGUCUGGUGCAUCUGCCAACUUCAUUGCUGGAGCUGCAGCUGGUUGUACAACAUUGAUCAUCAUCUACCCUCUUGAUAUUGCACAUACCCGUCUUGCUGCUGACCUUGGAAGUAACGAUGUUCGUCAGUUCCAAGGCAUAUGUCAUUUCCUAAGCACCAUACGCAAGAAAGAUGGCAUUCGAGGGAUAUACAGAGGGCUUCCUGCCUCUCUUCAUGGAAUGAUUGUUCACAGAGGCCUUUACUUUGGAGGUUUUGACACCAUAAAAGAAAUGAUGUCAGAAGAAUCAAAACCAGAGUUGGCAUUGUGGAAGCGCUGGGCAGUUGCUCAGGGAGUCACAACAUCAGCUGGAUUGCUAUCGUAUCCACUGGAUACAGUUAGGAGGCGGAUGAUGAUGCAAUCUGGCUUAGAACAACCAGUGUAUAGUAGCACUUUCGAUUGCUGGGGGAAGAUUUACCGUACAGAGGGAGUGGCUUCAUUCUACCGCGGGGCUCUGUCAAAUAUGUUCAGAAGUACUGGUGCUGCCGCCAUAUUGGUUCUGUACGAUGAGGUAAAGAAGUUCAUGAAUUGGGGUGGAUUCUAACACACACUGUUCUCAUUUCAGAACAUAUAUAGAGUAGGAAAAGGCAGAAAUAGAGCAACAGAGUCCUUUAUAGAGAACGAAUAGGUUUUGUAACUGUAGAUGAGGCCGCACGCCUUAAUUUUUUUGGCUGACAUAUAAAAGAAUAGAGACUAGCUGAAAUUCUUUCAUAUGAAUGUGGAAAACUUUGUUGUUUGUUGGUAGAAAUAUUGGAAACCAUGUUUGUGAGAACAUUUGUAAUAAGCCCCGGAAAAAUAAAAACAAAUGUUGGGAAUGCUUUCCGGCUGUUAUAUACACCGGAAAGCUUUUCCGUCACCAACAUUUGUUGGGGUUUUCUUUUUAACUGUCAAUAACCGUCGGGGAAGCCCUAUAUUUUUGUGGUGAUGUAGCAAUAUUUCUCAAAUUGACGUGAGAUGUGACAAGAAGUUAAAACUUUUUUUUUUCUUGUUUUUUCUUUCAUGUGGUC
Messenger RNA from Diospyros lotus (date-plum), 1692 nucleotides. Its product is annotated as probable ADP,ATP carrier protein At5g56450. The record is from RefSeq and is a predicted model, not a curated record. Gene Ontology annotation, molecular function: ATP:ADP antiporter activity. NCBI's taxonomy places the organism in Eukaryota, Viridiplantae, Streptophyta, Magnoliopsida, Ericales, Ebenaceae. Gene Ontology annotation, biological process: mitochondrial ADP transmembrane transport; mitochondrial ATP transmembrane transport. Gene Ontology annotation, cellular component: mitochondrial inner membrane. The coding region runs from base 291 to 1229 and encodes 312 amino acids. The transcript is spliced from 2 exons.